UGGCUCAGUGCGCAGACGCGUACGGCGAUGGCGUGAUGGACCGAGUUUUUUGUGCUUGUUCCGCGGUGUCGGUCCGUGCUUCUUGAAGGUUUGAUCUUCCUUGUUGGUGGCUGGCGGGGAAGGGGGAGGGCCAAGGCGGCGGCAGCAGCGGCAGCGACGGCUGAUGCUCGAGGGGGGCUGGGCCCCUUUUCACGCGUAAGUCACCAGAUCUAUCCGUUUUCGUGAGUGCCGCACACGCAACUCAAGCAAGAACAAGUGAUCCGGGGUUCCAAGCCUCUGAAUGAGUGAGUGAGAGAAGGAGAGAUCCCGGAAGCAAGAAGCGAUCACAGGGUUUGUAGGGUGUAUUCCUAGAAUGUAUCUCGAGGAGGGCUUGAUCCAUCCCGAGCAAUGCCUGGAUGAGCAACGGCGGCAGCAGGAGGGGCAGGAGGAGGAGGAGGAGGAGUUUGAUCACUUUGAGCGGCUGCCCGACUCGUUGCUGCUCACCAUCUUCAACAAGAUAGCCGAGAUCAAGGCGCUGGGCAAGUGCUGCGCCGUGUCCAAGCGCUUCAACAGCGUGGCGUCUCAGGUGGACAAUGUGGUGGUGCGAGUCGACUGCGUGCUAUCGGGCGAGGACACGAACUGCAGCAGCAAGGCCAGCAAGGGGCUUGUGUCCAGCCUCGUCAAGCUCGUCUAUGGCAGCCUCCUCAGGCCCUUCCAGGUACUGCAACAGAUGCUCUCCUUCAGCGCUGGCGGGAAGAAGAGCUCAGGCUCCCGGCCGGUCUCCGCCACGGAGGUGUCUCACCACUCUCCGGGCGAGGUGCUGCGCAACUUCAAGGAGAUCCAGACGCUACGGAUUGAGCUCCCGGGUGGGGAGCUGGGGCUGGAGGAGGACAUUGUGUUGAAGUGGAAGGCGGAGUUUGGGAGCACGGUGCAGAGCUGCGUCAUGCUGGGUGCUUACAGGGAGAAGGUGGCGGACGUGAAACCGCUUGAAAGCAAGGAGGCGGCCGAGGAAGUCAAAGUUGGCGAUUGCGAUCAACACGAGGGGGAGCGGGAGCAGCAGCAGCAGCAGCAGGACGACAAUGGGAGCAUUCCGGAGACGUUCUACACGGAUGGAAGCCUAAAGUCGAGAGUGGUGUGGACAAUCAGCUCGCUCAUCGCGGCGUCGGCCCGGCAUUUCUUGCUGCAGCAGAUCAUAGCGGAGCACCCGACGCUGGAGAGGCUGCUGCUGACGGACGCAGAUGGGCAGGGAACGCUGUGCAUGAGCAAGGAGCAGCUGUGCGAGUUUCGCGACAGUCCGAUCGCCGCCGCCUCCGUCUCUUCCAACCGGACUCAGGUCCCCGCCCUCAACAUGAAGCUGUGGUAUGCUCCCCUGCUGCCGCUGCCCGACGGCACCUUGCUCCGCGGCGCCACCCUCGUCGCCAUCCGGCCCAGCGACACGCCGGCGCCCAAGGACCUCCAAAGCCUCGUCGCCGGCGCGUUCCAGGAGCCGUAUGCCAGUGCCGCCAGCCUGCUGGUCAAGCGCCGGACUUAUCUCCUGGAGAUGAACGCGUUCUAGCGCUUUUUCUAGAAAGCAGGGAAUGCCAUUGGCUAGGUGUUUGAUCGAGCAUUGAAAGCUCUACAGUCUCUGCGGACCUCGCCCUGGCUGCCGGUCUUGAUGCCGGUGUAGCCCAGCUUCACCAUGGCUUGCAUGAAGGCGAAGAAGAAGUCUUCCUGGCUGGCGGCCAAGCUGGCCACCACGGGCGACGUCCGCUUGUCCAGGGCCAGCGCCUGAUCCGACACGAGCAGGCCCCUGUUGUUUUGCAGGUUGCGGUAGUAGGAGUUGUCAAAGGCUAAGGGCGUGGUGGCGUCGAAUCCCCGCACCGUGUUGGGGCUCCCGCCAACUUGCGGGCACGAAGCCUUGAGCGACGCAGCUAGCGUCGGAUCCAGCGACGGGUCCGUCUUUGCGGCGCUGCUGAAGUUGUAGAGCCUCUUGGAGAACUGGUUGCAAUGGGAGAAUCCAAUUGUGUGUGCUCCUGCGAGGAACUAUAUCACUA
Selaginella moellendorffii is the source of this 2012-nucleotide messenger RNA. Its product is annotated as F-box protein At5g46170-like. The record is from RefSeq and is a predicted model, not a curated record. The coding region runs from base 353 to 1534 and encodes 393 amino acids. Gene Ontology annotation, molecular function: protein binding. Lineage: Eukaryota; Viridiplantae; Streptophyta; Lycopodiopsida; Selaginellales; Selaginellaceae. The transcript has a single exon.